Messenger RNA from Leishmania major strain Friedlin, 3258 nucleotides. RefSeq lists its product as hypothetical. Gene Ontology annotation, molecular function: enoyl-CoA hydratase activity; long-chain (3S)-3-hydroxyacyl-CoA dehydrogenase (NAD+) activity. Gene Ontology annotation, cellular component: mitochondrial fatty acid beta-oxidation multienzyme complex. The transcript has a single exon. The record is from RefSeq and is a predicted model, not a curated record. Lineage: Eukaryota; Euglenozoa; Kinetoplastea; Trypanosomatida; Trypanosomatidae. The coding region runs from base 1 to 3258 and encodes 1085 amino acids. Gene Ontology annotation, biological process: fatty acid beta-oxidation.
AUGCGCCGACUUGCACAGGAGACGCAGUCGCGGCGGCCUCUCCGCCUCACCUUAGCGCUCACGAGCGCCCCUCGAACACAGGCUUCGCGAAGUCAGACGUUUGACAGAGUGGUGCCUUUCCACAGCCGCCCAGAUGAGCACGAAAUAACAUCCCUCUUUCCAGGCGACCCUGGCGCGCAUGAGGCAAGCGGGCAGCCACGUCGACGUCGACGCCGGGGCAACGGAGAAGCAGACACGUUGCUGAAGGACGUGUACGCGCUUGGCAAGAUCGUCGCCGACGAGCAGAAGCGGAGUCGCGUGUCCAUCCCAGCUUCGCGGCUGGGGGGGCGAUCCGGCCCAAACACCCGGGCGCCGAGGACAGUCGCGUCGGGGGACGCUGCAUCGACUCUGCCCUCCGAGGAGGGCUCGCUAAAUGCGAAACCGCUAGUCGCACCGCCGCCGCUCUCGGCACCAGCGAUGGCCGUGAACGCCGGCGUACGGAAUCGACGCGCUUCAUUUCCUCCGGCGGCGUUGCCACCUCUUCAGUCCUGGACAUCGUCCUUCAUUCUCACGCCGGAACACCUGCAGGCCACCUCCGACGCCCACGGCGCGUCCGACAUCGCCUUUACUUUGGAGGAGUUGGAAAACACGCUCUUUUCUCCCGUCAUCGAGAAGACCGAGGGCGACGCGCAGGUGACGAAGAGAGAGGCACUUACAGGGUUGUCUGCCCCACCGUCACCGCCGGUGGCUCCUACAAUGCCGUGUAGUGAAGCGCCACCUGCACGACUCGAGCCCGCCCCAGCAGCACCAACGGCCGACACCGUCGACGCAGCAGCGCCACCUGUGGCGCAAACUGCUGCAUCGCCGAGGUGGACUCUUGACGACCCGACCCCAGCCUCGCCUACUGCCAGCACAGAGCCUUUUCUGCCUUCGGCGGCAGACUUUGCCACAACUUUCCCUCCCACCUCCUCUCCACCCACAUCCUCUGAGCGCCGUUGCCCACCAGAGGUGUCCACCCGUGCGCCGCUCGCGACUCCCGUACUCCGGUGCCGUCUACGCGGAUCAACGGUAUAUGUGAGCAUGACACGUGCCUUCCCGACUCCCCGUGAGUUGAUGGAGGCCCUUCAUGAUGCGGUCACGUUUAUCGAGUCGCUACCGGCUCUGCCGCAGGGCCCGCGACUGGUGCGCCUGGGAGUGGAUUUGCCAAGCGCAGCGUCGGCCUCGUGCGCCUUCCUGGAACCGGCGGGGUGGACCGAAGUUACUUCCAGCGUGGAGGAGCGUAUGGCGGCGCAGCUUCUCAAAGAGCGGCUGCUGCAGCGUAUGACGGAGGGUCCCGUGCGCGGGUUGCAGUACAUCGCGGAGCUGCGCGCUGCUGAAGUGGAGGCGCCGCUGGUCGUCUGUGACACGGCGGCGGAGCUGCUGCUGGCCUGCACCACGUACGAGAUUCGUUCCUGCGCUCGGCCCGGUGUGGUGCUGAAUGGUAGCACAGAGGGUGCUGUGCGGUUCUCGUUCAGCGGAAUCGGCGUCGGUUUGUUCCCGGCGCCGUCGACCGUUCUGCGACUCGGGCAAGCGGUCACGGCGAUGUGCGACAGGGAGGCAGAGCGCACGUUUCUCCUAGAGGCGCUAGCCCGCUCAGGUGGACGCCCUGCCGGCACGGUUCCUGUUCCGCAGCCGCGACACCUUGUUGUGGAAGUGAUGCAGCACCUGCACGACCUGCCUGUUGCGGUUUCUGCGGCAUUGCUGAGGGGCUGCGUGGGUUCACAUGGAAGUGCGAGGGAGAAAGCCGUGGGGACAGCAGCGGAGGGUCCAGCUCACAUGGUUCACUGGUUUAAUGCAGCGAAGGCAACGGCGAGGCAGUGGUGGGAGUUGGUGCAGGAACAUCGGGACGGAAUGUGGUCGAGGCGCAACAAACGCCCUGGCGCCUGCACCGCGCGCGUGUCCUCCUGCCUCACCGCCAGCGAGGUGUGGGGGCGUUUGUGCGACGUGAUUCUCUCGCCCGCAGCCGAUAACGUCUGCAUACACCAGGCUCUCUCCGACGCGAUGCAUUCUGCGCCUGUGCGGCGGUGCAGGCACAACUACCUGGCUGUCGCGUCGCCUGCGUUCGCGCACACAGCCACCUCUGAUGCCCCCUUGCAAGCCGCUGUCGUUGACGUCACUGCCUCCUCACUCCAGCGCACAUCCGUGGCAGACCUCGCUUGUGAGAUUUGCGAGCAGCCGGCGGACGUCGUCCUCGUGCUAUCCGAAGAUGUGCGACUGCAGCAGAAGCUGCAUUUUCUCGCGUCACUGCACUUGACAGAUAGUGGCAGUCACCACCGCGUCACCGUAUUACUUCCCGGCGACCCGGCAGAGGUGGCCGAGUGCAUUUCUCUGACGCGGUCGUGUGCCCGCUUAGCCCCACAGCAGUCAUGCCACGAGGUGCAUCCGUGCAAACUGCACCCAUGUCACCCGUGCUGGCUGCAUCAGCUUAUCGAGGUAAGCAACGCUCAUUCCUCUGCAGCCGUCCCAGGCAGCUCGCCAGCGCCCCAUGAUGCAGAACCUGCAUCACUCGCUGAGCUCUACGUCGCGCACGCGUGGCGCCGCCCGUGUGUGACGACGCGUACAAGCAGUGUAGGGCUGGAGAUGUCCGCUGCCGUGGCCUUUUCGUGGCAGCGGCUCAUCGCGACCGCCACAGGGGCAGCCCCGAGGAAGGCGCUUGUGGAGGAAUUUCAGCGCACGCAUCUGGCGCCGCUCGUGCUGCUGCGCCCGCCCGCCAAGAACGAUGGCGGCGACCACGCGGCGCAGGCUUGGUGGACCGAAUAUGGCGAGAUGUCGAUAACACAAAAGGAGUCAGCGGCGUCGACCACCGUGUUGACGCUCAUGAAAGGCAUGAGUGCCGCUUGGCCGGUCCCCUCCUCGGCGUCUGGUCUCACGGCGCCUACCAAUCGUAGCAGCAGCUGCGUUGUCGAGUGCGGCGUUGCGUUUCUCUUUGUGCUCGACGUGGCAUGCCAAAGUUUGCUUCGUCGCGCCAUCGAAUCACCGGAUCAGCUUAACGUUCUCUCCAUCGCGGCUCUCGGACUGGACAGCUCUGCUGGUGGUCUCGUGGAGGUGGCGGACUGCGUUGCUGGCGACGGUGUAGAGACGCUUGUCUCUGCCAUGGAAGAGACGGCGGCGGUACACGGCAUCCGCUUUGCCUCGCUCGCGCUGCUCCGCUGGAUGGUAGAUAAUCGGCUUCUGCUUUAUCAGCUGACCCCUCACACGAUUGACCGCUAUAUCGCCUACUCGCAACACCGCAGCGUGUAG